Messenger RNA from Olea europaea var. sylvestris, 825 nucleotides. RefSeq lists its product as uncharacterized. NCBI's taxonomy places the organism in Eukaryota, Viridiplantae, Streptophyta, Magnoliopsida, Lamiales, Oleaceae. Bases 1 to 825 code for a protein of 274 amino acids. Gene Ontology annotation, biological process: telomere maintenance; DNA repair. Gene Ontology annotation, molecular function: DNA helicase activity. The record is from RefSeq and is a predicted model, not a curated record. The transcript is spliced from 2 exons.
AUGGUAAAUCGUUGCGCUAUUGAAGCUGUAGAUAGAAUGCUUAGAGAUAUUACUGAUUGUAACUUACCUUUCGGUGGGAAAGUGAUAGUUUUUGGAGGAGAUUUUCAACAGGUUCUUCCAGUGGUACCGAGAGGAAAAAAAGAUGAUGUAAUGAAAGCUAGCUUGGUCUUUUCAGACCUAUGGCCUUCCUAUUUACGUUUACCAUUGGUUGAGAAUAUGAGGGCAAAAUCAGAUCCUAUGUUCUGCACUUACUUACUCAGAAUUGGAAAUGGAACAGAAGAAGAAUAUACUUGUAAGUGCAUUAUGCUUCCGAAUAGUAUAAUUCUACCAUUUGAAGAUGAAAUCACAUCUUUAAAACUUUUGAUACAUUAUGUUUUUCCAAAUAUACUAGCAUAUGUUGACAAUUUACAUAAUAUGAUAAAUAGAGUUAUUCUUACACCUACGAAUGAAUGUGUUGAUUAUAUUAACAAGAUUUUACUCGAACAAAUUCCCGGUGAUUUUUCCACAUACUAUAGUUUUGAUGAAGCAAUUGACAAAUCGGAACAAAGCUUGCACGAAGAUUUCUUGAAUACUUUGACACCAAAUGGUAUUCCACCGCAUGAAUUGAAACUUAAGGUAAAUUGUCCUGUAAUGUUAUUACGGAAUAUUAAUCCUUCCGAAGGAUUAUGCAAUGGAACACGCCUUACUUGUCGAAAAUUUGAGAAAAACGUAAUUCUUGCUGAAAUUACAACUGGAUUAAAUGCUCAACAUGGUGUUACUUUGAGCACACCUACGUCUUUUAGCAAUCCCGUUGCUGGAGGUAAUAAUAGUAUGGACAUGGGGUAG